UGACAGUCUGGUUUGCGAAAUAGAGCAGCGUUCAGCAGCGCGAGCAUCACCAUCAUCAUCUCCCGGCGAGGAACAGCACUCGGAUGUGGAGACAGGAUGCCGCGCGGACCGUUAGCUUCUUUACAAUUAUUUGACCCGAUAGCGAAACGACUCCGCGACACCAACUAGGCUACGGGGGACAGAAAGCGGGUAGAGAGUGAGAAUAUACCGCGGAGAUAAAUCUUGUCCUCAACAAAACCCGGAUCGGAUUGAGCUCUACUAUCGUCAAAUCAAAACAGCGCUGGAUGGACAGCCAACUGGGGGCUUAUGGCAUUAGACGCUGCAGACUUAAUCCCGUGGAUGUACAAAUAAAAAUAUAAAUAAAUAAAAGCCCAGGGCAGAUAAGAUUGGUUGCACACAUAGACAUGGCGAUGUAAGGGUAGCAGUGUAGCUUAGUGCUGUAGGGUAGUGUUUAUAGGACCAAAAGCAAGCCGCGCCGUCUCUCCUUCAGUGUUAUGCUCUUUCUGGUGGAUUUAAAUGCUUCACUGAUGUGAAAUGGGAGCUUUGACAAGCAGACAGAAUGGCGGGGUGGAAGAGGUGGACAUCCCCUCCAACUCCGUGUACAGAUACCCACCAAAGACCGGUAGCUACUUUGCCAGCCACUUCAUCAUGGGCGGCGAGAAGUUUGAGUCGACUCAUCCUGAGGGAUACCUGUUUGGAGAGAACACAGAUCUCAACUUCCUAGCCAACAGACCUGUGGCAUUCCCCUAUGCCACCCCUCCCCCACAGGAGCCCGUCAAGACGCUACGAAGCCUCAUCAACAUACGCAAAGACACACUACGCCUCGUCAGGUGUAGUGAGGAUGCCAAGCUGUGUGCCGGUGGGGAGGAGGCCAGUAAGCCUCUGGGCUCCUACAACAUCGAGUUCACAUUCGACUCCGACACACAAGUAGCCAUCACCAUCUACUAUCAGGCCAUAGAGGAAUACCACAACGGAGUACCCAUCUACCUCCCCCAGGACAGUGCUCUGCAGUCGGAGACGGUGCACUUCAAGAGGGGAGUGUGUCAGCAGUUCAGCCUCCCGUCACACACACUCAACCUGUCAGAAUGGGCAGAGGAAGAGUUGCUGUUUGACAUGGAUAAGGAUGUGUACCCCAUGGUAGUGCAGGCCACAGUGGACGAGGGGGACGACCAGAUGGGCCAUUCCCACGUGCUGUUGGCUACUUUUGAGAAGCAUAUGGACGGCAGCUACUGUGUGAAGCCCCUGAAACAGAAACAAGUGGUGGAUGGGGUGAGCUACCUUCUGCAGGAGAUUUACGGCAUAGAGAACAAGUACAACAGCCAGGAGUCAAAGGUGGCUGACGAUGAGAUCAGUGAUAACAGUGCUGAGUGUGUGGUGUGUCUGUCUGACGUGCGAGACACACUCAUCCUCCCCUGCAGGCACCUGUGUCUCUGCAACGCCUGCGCAGACACACUACGCUACCAGGCCAACUGCUGCCCCAUAUGCAGACUACCAUUCCGUGCGUUGCUGCAGAUCCGAGCGAUGAGGAAGAAGCUGAGUCCUCUCUCCCCCGCCGGAUACAACUCAGCUGUCAUCACCUCACACACCCCUGACACUUCAGAGGAACACUCUGCCUCAGAGCAGCACCCCCCGGGUUAUGAGGCCGUUUCCCUGCUGGAGGCUCUCAACGGGCCCCUGAACCCCUCGCGAGUGGGAGGGGGGGGCCCCCUGGGCGGGGGAGUGCCAGGGGCCCACGUGUCCGGGAGCCUGCCCUCGUACGGGGGCGACAACCGCCAAGCGCUGCCAGCUCUCUCCUGCGCCCCUCAGGACGGGAGUGGAACUGCAGGACAAGCGCUCAAGCUCAAGAAGAGCAGCUCCAAGUCGCUAUCCCAGAAUUCCUCAGUGCUUCCUGAGGAGGACGAGAAGUCCGGCAGCGAGUCGGAGGUGCAGGCGAGCCAACGCAAACAGGAGGGUGUGACGCCGGACAGUGACAACUUGACUCUGUCGUCCUCCGGAGCUGUCGACCAAUCAUCUUGCACCGGCACACCCCUCUCCUCUACCAUAGCCUCUCCAGAGGAGCCGGUGAGCAGUAGUCUGGCCCAGUCGGUGAUGUCGAUGGCCUCGUCCCAGAGUCAGCAGUCUCAGAUCAGCACUGACACCCUCAGCAGCAUGUCCGGAUCCUACCAGGCGCCACACGACCCCGACAUGGAGAGCAGAGGACCCUCACAGCAGGACGGGGAGGAGCUGCCUAGUGACUCUAAAGAGCAGAACAUGGCAGCAGCCGCAGCAGAAGAGCAGGAACAAGACUCAGAGGGAAACGACGUGACAGAAGACGAUUGCCCCUCCCCCUCUAUAGACCAAGGUGUGAGGAGCGAGGUGCUGCCAUCUUGUGGUGAGGUUGAGAAUAACAAUCAGGGCCCGGCCGCAGGUUCCGCUUCGCUCUGCUCGCUCACUGGGCUGGACAACCAGCCACAGCCCGCCCCCGCCGACGCCCCAUUCGCCGAUCUGUUGUAUCUGGAUGCGUUCCGGAAUGGCCUCGACACAUUCCAGCACCACGGCAACGAGACCUUCAGUCGUCACGGCAACCAUCUGUUUCCUCACCAUGCCUCCGCCAGCAACAUCAACCUGGAGGAGAGGGGCGUGGUCAUGAUACCAAGCCCCGCCCCUAAAAGCACCCCGUGCACCCCACGACCCUCUCGCUCUCAACACACACACCGACACGGACCCUACGCUGUCUGA
Molecule: messenger RNA, 2718 nt
Organism: Engraulis encrasicolus (European anchovy)
Lineage: Eukaryota; Metazoa; Chordata; Actinopteri; Clupeiformes; Engraulidae
Gene: rnf157
Product: ring finger protein 157
Exons: 19
Coding region: 535-2718 (727 amino acids)
Biological process (GO): protein ubiquitination
Cellular component (GO): cytoplasm
Molecular function (GO): ubiquitin protein ligase activity
Source: RefSeq, a predicted model, not a curated record